AUGAGACGACCGAUCCUGUUCAACCCAGAGGCAAGAUCAUGGAUCGCUCCCAGCGUCGAAGCGCGUGACGUCAUCAAAGCCUUCCACGACCAACUGCCGGAUGCGCAGUCCACAAAGCUGCUAAACCUGCAGACGCUCGCCACAGAGCUCGGGGUCAAAUCUCUCUAUUUAAAGGAUGAGAGCACUAGAUAUGGACUGCCCGCUUUCAAGAUCCUGGGUGCUUCGUGGGGAGUCUACCGUGCCCUCGCGCGUGAGCUUGGUCUCCCAUCUAUGGAUGCGGGCAUGAUUGCGCUCAAGGAGGCCUUGCGCGAAAAGCCAAUCACCCUGUACGCAGCCACGGAUGGUAACCAUGGCCGUGCCGUGGCGCGCGUUGCCUCUAUGCUUGGCGUGCCUGUUGAGAUUCAUGUCCCAGCCAUUAUUCAUCCUUCGACCGUCGAGAAGAUCGAGGCUGAGGGGGCGAAGGUGGUCGUUUCUACUGGGGACUAUGAUAAGACGGUCAUGAUUGCCUAUCGUGCUGCGCAGGAUUCAGGCGGGAUUGUGAUCCAGGAUGGUGCUUUUGAUGGUUACGACGAAAUUCCGCAGUGGAUUGUGGAGGGCUACCUAACGAUGAUGCGCGAAAUUGACGAGCAGCUACCGAGGGCUGUGAAGCCCGACAUUGUGGUCACACCAGUAGGAGUAGGGAGCCUGGCCCAAGCCGUUGUCUCACACUUUAAGAGAGCUGGCACCUCCACCACCAUCCUAGCAGUCGAGCCCGACACUGCCGCUUCCUUCUACCAGAGCUUACAGCAGGGCAAGAUGGUCUCUAUUCACACAUCUCCUACAAUUAUGGCGGGCCUAGACUGCGGGACUGUGUCUACGGUUGCCUGGCCACUGCUCAAAGCAGGUGUCGACGCCAGUUGCACCGUCUCAGACCAUGAGGCACACACGGCUGUACUAGACCUGCAAUCUCUAGGCGUUGAUGCAGGCCCAUGUGGUUCUGCUUCGCUUGCUGCACUGCGCCGGUUGACCGCUACAGACCGCCGACAGCUAGGCCUCGAUAGCGACUCGGUUGUGGUUCUGCUAAGCACAGAAGGCAACAGAGACUAUGAAGUUCCGAGAAGUGUCUUCCCAUCCAAGGCUGAGUCAUUGUUGUAA
Aspergillus uvarum CBS 121591 is the source of this 1134-nucleotide messenger RNA. Its product is annotated as diaminopropionate ammonia-lyase family protein. Lineage: Eukaryota; Fungi; Ascomycota; Eurotiomycetes; Eurotiales; Aspergillaceae. The record is from RefSeq and is a predicted model, not a curated record. Bases 1 to 1134 code for a protein of 377 amino acids. The transcript is spliced from 2 exons.